AUGUUUGUCAAAUCCGAGACGUUGGAGUUGAAGGAGGAAGAGGACGUGCUGGUGCUGCUCGGCUCGGCCUCCCCCGCCUCGGCUGCCCUCACCCCGCUGUCGUCCAGCGCGGACGAGGAGGAAGAGGAGGAGCUGGGCGCGGCGGGCGGGGCGCGCGGGCCGCACGGGGCCGAGGCGCGGCCCGGGGCGCUGGGCGGCUCGCCCGCGGGAGCCGAGGGCUGCCGGCCCGCGCGGCUGCUAGGUCUGGUGCACGAGUGCAGCAAGCGGCGCCCCUCCAGGGCGCGGGCCGUUUCCCGCGGAGCCAAGACGGCCGAGACGGUGCAGCGCAUCAAGAAGACCCGUAGACUGAAGGCCAACAACCGUGAGCGCAACCGCAUGCACAACCUCAAUGCGGCGCUGGACGCGCUGCGCGAGGUACUCCCCACGUUCCCCGAGGACGCCAAGCUCACCAAGAUCGAGACCCUGCGCUUCGCCCACAAUUAUAUCUGGGCGCUCACCGAGACCCUGCGCCUGGCGGACCACUGCGGGGGUGGCGGCGGAGGCCUGCCGGGGGCGCUCUUUUCCGAGACCGUGUUGCUGAGCCCGGGAGGCGCUAGCGCCUCCCUGAGCAGCAGCGGAGACAGCCCGUCGCCUGCCUCCACCUGGAGCUGCACCAACAGCCCAGCGCCGUCCUCCUCGGCGUCCUCCAACUCCACGUCCCCCUACAGCUGCACUUUAUCUCCUGCCAGCCCGGCGGGGUCUGAUAUGGACUAUUGGCAGCCCCCACCUCCCGACAAGCACCGCUACGCACCUCACCUCCCCAUAGUCAGGGACUGUAUCUAG
Callorhinus ursinus (northern fur seal) is the source of this 822-nucleotide messenger RNA. RefSeq names its product neurogenin 2 (gene NEUROG2). Gene Ontology annotation, biological process: positive regulation of transcription by RNA polymerase II; forebrain development; sensory organ development. The record is from RefSeq and is a predicted model, not a curated record. NCBI's taxonomy places the organism in Eukaryota, Metazoa, Chordata, Mammalia, Carnivora, Otariidae. Gene Ontology annotation, cellular component: nucleus. Gene Ontology annotation, molecular function: protein dimerization activity; DNA-binding transcription factor activity, RNA polymerase II-specific; E-box binding.